Messenger RNA from Exophiala dermatitidis NIH/UT8656, 5612 nucleotides. RefSeq names its product MFS transporter, DHA1 family, multidrug resistance protein. The coding region runs from base 3198 to 4853 and encodes 551 amino acids. Lineage: Eukaryota; Fungi; Ascomycota; Eurotiomycetes; Chaetothyriales; Herpotrichiellaceae. Gene Ontology annotation, biological process: chloride transport; transmembrane transport. Gene Ontology annotation, cellular component: membrane. Gene Ontology annotation, molecular function: voltage-gated chloride channel activity. The record is from RefSeq and is a predicted model, not a curated record. The transcript is spliced from 7 exons.
CAAAGUCUUAUCGAUGGACAACAGAAGCUUAUUAAUGGCAGCAUGCGCGUGAAAACAAGUAUCAUAAAGUGCUUUCUGGUUGAUUGAGAUGUUUCCUUCCAUGCCGGUUGAUUCCUACUUGUGAUCGAAUCGUCCUUUCACCAUGGAUGCUGGAAAGUGGAUCGACCCCUGACACCUGAUUACUAUCCCACGUCAAAUCUACCUAGGUAUUCAUCGUCGAGGAUACUGGCCCAGUCAGCAUCAUCCAAUUCGCCCAAUGAGAGACUCUCCGGAUCGACCUCAUCCUCAUCAUCAUCUGGCCCCAGACGUCGAUCAGAUGGAGCCCUUGGUGAUCGAUCCGUCAGCUUCAGAUUGCCCUUUUGGGAGGUGGUCAAUCUCAAGUCUAGUGCAAAGAUCUUCGUUCCUUGACCGCUCGCUGCAAACCCGACCCCAUGCGCCGCAGCCAUAGUUUGAGCCACAGUACCCAGAGUUUCUUUGAAAACUUCGUCCCUUGCGGUGAGUCUGCGCCAUAAAUGGUAUGCCGGCGAAGUCGCUUGAUGUAUAUAACCUUACUCCACCCAGAUCCAGCUGGCUUCCCGUGCUCUUUGCCCAACGCAGCUUUCCCAGUCUCUGGAUCGUUGCCUGGAAGUUGUUGCCAUGGAUAACUCCAUUGUGGAGGGAGGACGAAGCCUUCGAGCUGGUGUCCACCCGUGGGUAUUCGUUGUGUUUGAGGGGAUCUUCCGCUGUGUAAUCAUCGGUCGGACUGAAAGGGUUCUUGACAGCAGCCCCCAGUAAGGCUUCCAACUCUUUCUCCGGCAGCCAGCCUGUUAGUGCUUUCAGAAUGAGAUAUUUGGCGUCCGAUGCGAUGGUCAGAUAGGGCUGCAGGAGAAUUCACACAGAGAGAGAUAUCAGCGGCAGCGCAGGUGAGAUAUGCAUCUAUGUAUGUCAGAAAAACAGACGAGAGACAGACCGCUUCACGGAAUGAAGCCAACUGGGUCAAUUCAUGGGAUCAAUCACCAGCCCUCGAACCUGAAGGCUACCUCAAGCAGAUGCAAAGAUGAGUAACGCUUGGUUGCCAACAUCAAACGCCUCUGGUCAACUCCUCGACAACUUAAACCUUGCAUCAAUUCUUCUUAGUCUCACCAGCAACCCCAACCAAGUUACCAUACUUCAGCGUGUUCAUGGUUGCUAUGAACUGCUGCUCAGCAGGAGACACGGUCAGAAUCAUGGCAGACUGUCCCUGUCCCUUGCCAGUGGCGGUGGCCACAAAGUGACUGCGCAAGAUCAUUGUCAAUGGGGAAGACCUGAACGGGAUACGUGCUUGACCGAGCGCUCUAGCACGUAUCACCUCUUUCAGGGCGAAAAGGUCUGAAUUGAUUUGUCGCCCUUGCUGCCGUUCCUGGGGAGUCUGCUUCGGUCCGCCUCUGACCGCAUCAUCCGCGCGAUCAAAAAACUCAGAUCCAGCAAGGUCAACAAAGACAAAUUUUCCUCCUAGACACGGAUGUUGACGCCUCCUCAAACAUUCGGCAACCGCAUCCUCAGCUUCCCUCAACCUUGCCUCGUAUUUCGCCUUCUCAGCCUCGGCCGCAUCAAUCCGUUGUUGGUCUACCGAAUACUCGGGGUUCGGCACCCACCGUCCUUCCGGCGAUGGGAUGUACGCCUUUUUAUUUUCCUCCAAAUAGACAUCCGUCGCUUUCUUUCCGAACGGCACCAGCUCGGAUUCGCGCUCGAUAACGGCGUCGCGCGCCUCCAGCAACAACUCAUUAACGACCUCGAGCUCGAGAACAGCAUGGGUACGCGAGCUUCUGUCGUGGAUUGAAGACGACCCGGUUUUUCUUUCUUGCAGUCCAUCCAAGACGACUUUGCGAAGCUCGUCAAACGACCAACAUGGCCUCGCGACGAUUGGACGAACUCGGACUUUUCCGUCCUCCAGGAUCUCCGUUUGACCACGGAUAUGGGUCUGGCCAUCAGGACCCUCGCGGACAUGACAUUCUGUGCCGUUGUUGAGGAGGUCGUAUGCGCAUUUCCCGCGAACUUCGUACAGCCGGACUGCCACGCCUAGUUUCUCCUUUCCCACACACUCAGUCUGUCCUUCCGUUCCUCCUGGGGUCAUUUCCUCCGAGUCCUUGCUGAGCUCGUCGAUUGCGUGAAACAACUCGCGUGCCGUCAAAAGGCACAGUCCGAGAUGUCGGUCGUCUUCAUAGUCGUACCCCAAAAUUGUGUGCGUCUUACCACUACCUGAAUGGCCGUACGCAAAGAAAUUGCACGUCCCUCCACCUUCCAUGACGUGAGGAAACGUGGGCGCCACCACGUCCGCAUAUACUUCCCUGUUGAUGGCGGUUGUGGGAAACACCUUUGUGAAUGAAGCUGCGCUCUUCCAUGUCCGCACUCUAUUGGAAGUAGAACGCGAUGAAAGUGAUAUCGAUGUCGAUUGCCCGUGGUUUGCUUUUUCUUCGUCCUGGCCGAUACUGCGCUCGAUCUCCGGCAGGGAUGAUUCAGACUCAGUUGUAUUUAGUGGUCUCCAUCUCACAUAGACUUUGAAAGGAUGUUGUUGUUGGGACACCAUUGGCUAGAGAAAACGGGGAUAUUCCGGAUACGAACACAAUUGCUGCAAUGCUAGUUGUCGACGCUCCUAUACCUUUGAGUCAAGGGCGAUAAUUGCUGUAGACGGACAGGUUUGCCUAACGCUUCUACUACACAAUUGACAAACACUGGAAAGGCCAAUGUUUUUAUUCGGCCUGCUCGCUGCUACUGCUACUACUGUACUGCCGUGGGAGGCCUUGGCCGUUGUCGUGGACUCGUGGUUGAUCUGGAAACAAAUUGAGGCGAUUUACUAAAAAUUGGCGCCCCACUGCAACAGCACAGUCGUAGCUAAUAGUGAGUAGAACAAACACCAACACUGCGGAACAAGACAUCGAGACCUCUCGCAGGGCACUACAAUCUCACAAAACGAUGAGCAUCGAGGCAUUCUCUCGGUGUAUCUUCGACUUCAAGGGACAAAGGUUAUUUCCGCGGCACCAGCGGCACCCCCAAUUCGAAGAUUAUGUUUCCGAAAGGUAGAUAAUGCCGCGGGCUUUACCCCCUGCUUCUCGCAAAUACUGAAUACUGUUCUGCCACGCUGAAACUCCGAAAUCCCAUAUUGCCGAUAGAUAUGUAUUACAGCAUGAGAAAGUUCCCUCGUUAUUCUUCCUGUUCUCCACGCCCCGUUCGCAGCCAUCAUGACCGUCUUACAAGUUUCCGAGCCCGCUGUCUCGAAUAAGAACGCCCCUGAACGAGUGCACAACUCGUCCCGACACAUAUCCCGUAUCCGAUCCCUGAUCCUCCCCGGCACUGACCUCGACGAUGUCGAUGUCUGCAACGACAGUUCCACCGGCCGCGGCACGACUGAAAACCCUUAUAUCGUCGAAUACCUAGACCACGACCGACUCGACGCCUUGAAUUCCUCCAAGGGACGAAAAUGGGCCAUUGCGGUUCUCCAGUCGCUGUCAACAUUCGCAGUGACCUUUGCCAGCUCAGUGUACGCCAGUGGCAUCCCAGGAGUCAUGCAGCACUUCGACGUGUCCAACGAGGUGGCUACGCUGGGCUUGUCGCUAUUUGUGUUAGGGUUCGCCCUUGGCCCGCUGAUCUGGGCACCUCUGUCCGAGGUAUAUGGGCGCAAAUCUGUGUACGUCAUAUCGUACACGGCGUAUACGGCCUUCAGUGUGGCAGCGGCGUGUGUGGACAACAUCACAGCCUUGCUGAUUCUUCGGUUUUUUGCGAGCGCGUUCGGAUCGUCGUCCAUGACGAAUAACGGCGGUGUCGUUGCCGAUAUGUUCAGCAAGGCGGAGCGCGGGUUGCCGAUGGGGUUAUUUGUUGCGGCUUGCUUUCUGGGGCCUGCGUUUGGACCCAUUGUCGGUGGGUUUCUCAACGAAACCCAGGGCUGGCGCUGGAUCCUCGGAUUGGUCGCCAUACUGGGCGGUGUGGUCGGCAUUGCCACGGCGCUGGUCACCCGUGAAACAUACGCGCCGUUCAUCUUGCGACGUCGAGCCAAGGCCCUUUCCCGCAUGACAGGAGACGUAUACAUGUCCCGCCUGGAUGCGGCACAGCCGCCCAAAACGGUCUCUCAGGAGCUCUCCGUCACUUUCACGCGUCCCUGGAUUUUGAUGUUCAGCGAACCACUUGUCUUGCUGACGUCGAUAUACAUCUCCAUCAUCUAUGGCACAUUGUACAUGUUCUUUGCCGGCUUUCCCAUCGUCUUCCAAGUCACUCGAGGCUGGAGCCAAGGCAUCGCUGGGCUUCCGUUUGUUGGCGUUGCCAUUGGUGUCUUUCUUGCCAUGCUGGGGGCUGGCGUGGACAGCAAGCGCUAUGAGAGCCUAUGUGCAGAGGCCGAGGCGGAGGGACGCUCAGUCGAGCCAGAAGCCAGAUUGGGAUCGGCCAUGGUAGGCUCCAUUGUCCUUCCGAUAGGUUUGUUUCUGUUUGCGUGGACGACGUAUCCAUCGGUGCACUGGAUCGUGCCAGUUAUCGGUGGCAUGCUCUUUUCCUGUGGACUGGUCAUGGUCUUCAUCUCGCUGAUAGGCUAUCUGGUUGAUUCUUAUGUCAUCUAUGCUGCUUCGGUGCUGGCGGCCAACUCGGUGCUUCGGUCCUUGUUCGCGACAGCAUUUCCCCUAUUUACCACCCAAAUGUACGACAACCUUGGAGAUCAAUGGGCGAGCUCCAUUCCGGCAUUCCUGGCGCUUGGGUGCCUGCCUUUCCCAUUUCUGUUCCACAAGUAUGGUCGGCGGAUACGCACCAAGUGCAAGUAUACUUCCGAAGCAGCAAAGAUGCUGGAGAUAGUGCAUCGCCACCACGCCGUGAUGACUGCAGGUGAACCAAACGGGACAAAAGUGGCUGCAUAGAUUUGGCGAAAGGAUGAAUCGACAACUUCCCUGCAUGUACUGAUAGAUCCCGAUAUUGUCCUAGAUUCGAUGUGGCUUGAAGCUACCGUUCAGAGGAAACCGUUUUGAAGAUCAUCCAGUAAAAUCCACUUGCCCAAUCUGCCAGUCGUCCAAGAAAUCGAAUCCCAAGAAGUCCACAUCGAAGAACGGAUUAUUGUUCUCGGGCUGCUCCAACUGAGGCGGAAUUACGCUGCUCUGCGUGUGCGUCGAGCCACACGCAUCUGUCAUGCUGCUGCUAUGUGGCUGCGACGACGCAGAUACCUGAACAUGAUUGAGAGUAUUGGGCGGACUCGGAACCAUGUACAGAUUGUUCUUGGCAAGAAUCUCCUCAAACACCGGCAGAGCUCUUUUCAGCGCGGGUAUUUCUUUUCCCUGGGUGAGAAGAAGCAUUGCCUGGCUGAUGGAUAUCCGAGCCAUGGAUCGGACAAGAUCUGUCUCGGCUGUAUCGAGGGCUGAUUCGAUAUGUAGAGCCAGCAGUGCAGUCAUUGUGGUUACGAAAGGGACGGGAAAGUCCUGAAGAGUACCACUCGCCAAAAUCCUCAUGGCAAUCGUGUCCAACUCCAGAAUAGCGGUCCGCAGCCGCUGUUUGGCCCACUCGCUCCACUCCGUACGACCGGACUGCUGGAAACAGCGUCGUAUCAGCCGACACAGGAUACACUCAAAUCUGUAGCUCAUGGCUUGUAUGUUCAGAUAGUAAAUGUCAGUUCCAGUGUUUCCACU